Rhincodon typus (whale shark) is the source of this 4446-nucleotide messenger RNA. It is a transcript of the gene grin2aa, whose product is annotated as glutamate receptor, ionotropic, N-methyl D-aspartate 2A, a. The transcript is spliced from 15 exons. Gene Ontology annotation, cellular component: postsynaptic membrane; plasma membrane; NMDA selective glutamate receptor complex. Gene Ontology annotation, molecular function: transmitter-gated monoatomic ion channel activity involved in regulation of postsynaptic membrane potential; NMDA glutamate receptor activity. The record is from RefSeq and is a predicted model, not a curated record. The coding region runs from base 1 to 4446 and encodes 1481 amino acids. NCBI's taxonomy places the organism in Eukaryota, Metazoa, Chordata, Chondrichthyes, Orectolobiformes, Rhincodontidae. Gene Ontology annotation, biological process: synaptic transmission, glutamatergic; excitatory postsynaptic potential; long-term synaptic potentiation.
AUGUCAGGAGCAUGUUACACGCAUCCGCUGACAGGCGAGCGCACCGCGGAAAUAUUCGCUGGCGUUGUUCCGACCAACUUUGCAUACUUUCAUGCUUCGAUAGUUGCCGGUACAAGAGCCGCUGCUGCUGAGUGCAAAGGAGAUAAACUGGAGAUUAAAGUGGCAUUCUGUGGAGAUGCAGCGACCCACACAGCGAAGGAGCUUCGGAACAUGGGGCGCCUGGGCUUGCUAGCGGUGCUGGCCCUGGACUUCCUGAUCGUGCACUUGGAGUUGAGCGGGGGGCAGCCGGCUUACCCGACCCUGAAUAUCGCCGUCAUUCUGGGCAGGAGCCCCGACAGCCCCGGUUUUCGGGACGUGUGGGUCCGGGAAGACGGCCCCGGGUUCCCCAUCGAUGUCAACGUGGUGACCGUGGCGGUGAACCAGACCGACCCGAAGAGCAUUAUCACCCACGUGUGUGACCUCAUGUCAGGCACCAAGAUUCACGGCGUGGUCUUUGGAGAUGACACUGACCAGGAGGCUAUCGCUCAGAUUUUGGAUUUUAUAUCCUCCCAGACUUUUAUCCCCAUCCUGGGAAUACACGGCGGCUCUUCCAUGAUCCUGGCAGAUAAAGAUCAGCAAUCAACAUUUUUCCAGUUUGGUGCUUCCAUUCAUCAACAAGUUGGAGUGAUGCUAAAUAUCAUGGAAGAAUAUGACUGGCAUGAGUUUUCCAUUGUAACCAGCACCUUCCCUGGAUACCAUGAGUUUAUUAGUAUACUAAAAACAACAGUCGAAAACAGUUUUGUGGGCUGGGAGCUACUCAGCACCAUCACAUUGGAUGCUGUUGUUGGGGAUUCAAAAGCUCAAAUCCAACUGAAGAAAAUACAAUCGUCAGUCAUUCUGCUGUACUGUUCGAAAGACGAAGCCAUUUUUAUACUGGAGGAAGCCCGUUCACUGGGCCUUACAGGCUAUGGUUUCAUCUGGAUUGUGCCCAGUUUGGUAACAGGUAACACAGACAACAUACCAGAGGCAUUCCCAGCUGGGUUAAUUUCCGUAUCAUAUGAUGAGUGGGACUACAGCCUUACAGAAAGGGUGAUGGAUGGUGUUGGGGUCAUAACAACAGCUGCUUCUGCCAUGAUGGAACAAUAUGGAUACAUUCCGGAAGCAAAAACAAGUUGCUACGGCCAAUUGGAGAAGAAAGUUCUUCCAUUCCUUUCACUGCACAAGUUUAUGAUGAAUGUCACCUGGAAUGGCAAAGACCUCUCCUUCACACGAGAUGGAUACCAGGCCAACCCUAAGCUUGUGGUGAUUGUACUAAACAAGGAACGCACCUGGGAAAAGGUUGGAAAGUGGGAAAACCAUAGUCUAGCACUAAAAUAUCCAGUGUGGCCAAGAUUUAACUCCUUCGCAGAUAGUGAAGUAGAUGACAACCACCUAACUAUCGUCACUUUGGAGGAAACCCCGUUUGUCAUUGUGGAGGACGUGGAUAAGUUGACUGGAACCUGUGCGAGAAGCAAUGUGCCAUGCAGGAAAAAUGUCAAAGCUGUCAAUUCCACUGACAAGGGGAUCUAUGUGAAGAAAUGCUGCAAAGGAUUUUGCAUCGACAUAUUGAAGAAGCUUGCAAAGGCUGUGAAAUUCACGUAUGAUCUGUACCUGGUGUCAAACGGGAAGCAUGGCAAAAAAAUCAAUGGUGUAUGGAAUGGAUUGGUUGGUGAUGUGAUGUAUCAAAGAGCAGCUAUGGCUGUUGGUUCACUGACCAUUAAUGAGGAGAGAUCUGAAGUUGUUGACUUUUCGGUACCGUUUGUGGAAACAGGAAUCAGUGUCAUGGUAUCUCGGAGCAAUGGCACAGUUUCCCCCUCUGCGUUUUUAGAGCCCUUCAGUGCUGCUGUGUGGGUCAUGAUGUUUGUCACGUUGCUCAUUGUGUCUGCUAUUGCAGUUUUUGCAUUUGAGUACUUCAGCCCAGUCGGGUAUAACAGGAAUUUGGCAAAAGGCAGAGCUCCACAUGGUCCAUCAUUCACAAUUGGCAAAGCAAUAUGGCUCCUUUGGGGCUUAGUCUUCAAUAAUUCUGUGCCUGUAGAGAAUCCUAGAGGAACAACUAGUAAAAUAAUUGUCUCAGUAUGGGCAUUCUUUGCUGUGAUAUUUCUGGCCAGCUACACUGCCAACCUGGCUGCUUUUAUGAUCCAGGAGGAGUUUGUGGACCAAGUGACUGGACUCAGUGACAAAAAGUUUCAGAGGCCAUAUGACCAUUCGCCACCUUUUCGAUUUGGCACUGUUCCAAAUGGCAGCACUGAGAGAAAUAUUCGAAAUAAUUACCCUGAUAUGCAUGCCUAUAUGUCCAAGUACAACCAGAAAGGAGUGCAAGAUGCUUUGGUCAGCUUGAAGACUGGAAAGUUGGAUGCAUUCAUAUAUGAUGCAGCCGUGCUCAAUUACAUGGCAGGAAGAGAUGAAGGCUGCAAGCUUGUAACAAUCGGCAGUGGAUACGUCUUUUCAACCACUGGUUAUGGAAUAGCUUUGCAGAAAAGCUCGCCUUGGAAACGUCAGAUUGACCUGGCCCUCCUGCAGUUUGUUGGUGAUGGUGAAAUGGAAGAGCUGGAGAGUUUGUGGCUGACUGGAAUCUGUCACAAUGAGAAGAAUGAAGUCAUGAGCAGCCAGUUGGAUGUUGACAACAUGGCAGGCGUGUUUUACAUGCUGGCUGCUGCUAUGGCUUUAAGCCUGAUCACCUUUGUGUGGGAGCAUUGGUUCUACUGGAGCCUAAGGCACUGUUUCAUGGGAACCUGUACUGGAAAACCAGGCCUUCUCUUCUCAAUCAGCAGGGGUAUCUGGAGCUGUAUACACGGUGUUCCAUACGAGGAAAAGAAAAAAUCGCCCAACCUGGAUUUGAACAGCCCUCAAACAAAUAUUCUGAGGCUGUUUAACACGGCAAAAACAAUGGCCAAUAUGUCAAAUCUGAAUGCUUCAAGAGCAAACUCCCCGAAAAGAACUUCCAAUUUCAUUCAAAAAGGGUCUUUGCUGCUUGAUGUGGUUGACCAAAAGGGAAAUUUCCUGUACUCUGAUAACAGGCCCUAUCAACCCAAGGAGACUGGCUUCACUGAUAACACCAGCGAAAUGAUGACAUUUAAUGUCAACAGGCAGAAAGAUAACCGUAACAAUUAUAUACUCCAAGGGCAGCAUCCGUUGACUCUAAAUGAAGCAAAUCCCAACACUGUGGAGGUUGCAGUUAGCUCUGAUACUCCUAAACUUAACUCCAGGCCUAGGCAGCUGUGGAAAAAAUCUGUGGAAACGUUGCGGCAAAAUCAGGGGUCGCUAGUAGAAAGUGUCAAUGUAGAGCCCAAGCAACCCGUUAAAAACCAGAGGUACCUUCCAGAGGAUGUUGUCCAUUCAGACAUGUCUGAUUGUUCAAGCCGCACUACAUCCUACAAGGAUCCUGACAACAAUCAGAAGUAUCACAAACAUAAAGAGACCUUCAAAAAGAAAUCCAUGAUGGCCAAGUAUCCUCGAGACUGCAGUGAAAUAGAACUCUCUUAUCUUAGAGCAAAGGAGAGCCAGCAACACCAUCGUGACAAAGUCUACACCAUUGAUUCUGACCGGGAGUCCAGUUAUCAUUCGGAUCAGCAUCAUUACCGAGAAAAUGUAGCAAUUCCAGAGGGUCUGGACUACCCUCAGGUGUAUCAUGAUCAGAAUGAGAAUUACAGGAAACAGGAAGCAGUUCUGCACGUAAACAGGACUCCUCAGCAUAAUGAGGACAACCUUACCAAUGCUGAAAAUAAAUACAGCCUCUAUAAUAAGCACUACAGCUUGAAGGAGAAAAAUCUUUCCCCUGUCGAUUACAAUGAUAGGUACAAGCAGCCCAUCGCUCACUGCAGAAGCUGCCUCUCCAAACUGCCCAACUACACCCCUCACUACUCGGUCAGGUCUCCAUAUAACAGAUGUGAUGCUUGUGUACACACAGCAAACUUGUAUGAUAUUAGUGAAGAUCACAUGUUACAAGAGCCAGUAAGCUCCAUGUGCCCUGAAGAAUCCUUUGUCCACCACUGGGUGGGUUCUGAAGCCUCGAACAUGCAGAAAGUAAAUAGGCUGAGGAUUAGCAGACAGCAUUCAUUUGACAAUAUCCUUGAGAACCCUAAAGAAGUGGAUCUUGGAAGACCUGCACGAAGUGUAAGCUUAAAAGAAAAGGACAAAUUUCAGGAUGACCCUUAUGCACAUGUAUUCGAUAUUAAGCCAGAGAAACUCUUUAGCACCAAGGUUUCUGUUUUUGACCAUAAUCUGGAAGAGACCAAACGGAGUAAAUCAUUGUAUCCAGACCAUGUCUCUGAGAAUCCAUUUUGGCAUUCCUUUCGUGAAGAUCAGCAUUUGGUCCACGGUCGAAGUUCUUCUGACAUAUAUAAACAAUCGGCUGCAUCAAAGAUAGGGCUGACUGGCCUUUCCUACUAUCUGAUGGCAAAGGAGCAACAGAAAAGAGAUACAUGUUGA